AGUUCCUGGCGUGGUACACGGUUCAAACAUCGGAAGUACGUCAGGGAUUGUUUCGCGAAAAACGAAGUGUCUUGUCAAAGAUUUUUGGGAAAUUUACGUGAUUCACAAUAGACAAGAAAUAUCUUUUCCAAAAUUGGAAACAUGAGCAGUCACACACUGCCCCCAGAGGGAGGGGGCGGCAAGGCUGGGGGUAGCCCUUCAGCGCCGGCCAGCCAGACCUCGACCCAACUCCCCAAGCAGCCCACGCAGCCGCCCCCAACGCAGAAGGUCGUAGCCGAGAAGAAGCCCCAGGAAAAGGCCAAAGUAAUAGUGCAGCCGGUUCAUCCGCCCCUGUCCACGACGCUUCCACUGCUGAGACAGAGUGAUUCGCCUACUCUUGGGCAACAGCAGCAGCCAACGCCUGCCAUCAUUGAAACUACCGUACCUAUCAUCAAGCCAAGCAUUCCUAACCUGAAACAACAGGCUGUGCCCAUUCUAUCAGGGGUAGCGUCCACCAAGCCUUUGCUGACCCCGAGUGCCCCAAUUUCCUACACCACCACCACCUCAACCGCACCGACCACUACACCCUUUGCACACCCCCACAGCACCAGUUCUGCCACGCCCAACACCCCCGCCAUAGUCACCACCCAAGCUCGACCAGGGUACCAACCCCUGAGCGUUACCAUGACCACUGUGGUUCCGACAAGGAUCACGACUACGGUUGCUGCGACGUCGGGCGCUGCAGCUUCAGCUGUAGGCGUUGUCCCAGCAACCGGUGUCCCAGCCCAGUACAUCCCCACUGUUCAGAAGCUACCACCCAACUCACAAGCAGCAGAAGUACCUGGUCAUACCAAAGCGGGCUCGAUCCCCUCCUCACACCUGGUAGCAGGGGCGACGACAGUUACCCAUAGUAUGUUAACGGGACCGUAUAUCAGCGGUGCUCCUAUUGGAUUGCAGCUGCCACCAGGCACCCUCCCAUACUCCGCACACCUUCCCCGGGGAGCAACAUCAGCUAACCUUGGUCUUGCUGCCACAGCCAAGUCGGGUAUCACUACAGCCCUGUUGACCAGAGCUGGUGUCCCUCAAGGCGCAGUUGUUAGCACCAGUACAUUUCCUCAGCAGCCCAUGUAUGGUUACUCUCGCCACCAUGCACCAGGUCAGGUCCAUCUCUUAACGCAGCGAGCCGGGUCACCUGGUGUCCUGGCAGCAGGAGCCCUCCCUCGGGCUGCAUCCCCAGCCAGUACUCUGGCUUCGUCACAGCCUCAUGAAUCACUAAGAUUGAUACCUCAUAUGAUCCCAUCAAGUCAAGGUUUGAAACCAGAUGGCUCUUCCCAGCAAACGAAGGUUGAACUUAAGAUGGUCAUCAAGAAGGAUACCACCAAACCCGACCCAGCCGCCAAGACGGACCCCAAACCCGACACGAGACCAUCAUCGCGGAUAGACACCACCGAUAAACCGGGAGACGCGAAGAAGGACGGGAAAGCGGAAGAGCGUGUGCAAGGAGUCAAGCUUGCCGUGGCCAUGGCGGCUCCUAAGGGUGCCUCAACCCUGGAGAAGGAUCACCCGAGGGACGAUGUUGCACGAAGUGCCGCUGAGACUACCAAGGUAGAGAUGAGGGUAGAUGUCAGGCCCAUGCACAGAGGUCCAACGGAGGUGAUGGGGCCGAGAUGGUCUGUACCGACUCAGAGGUGGGGUGGCAUCCCGUCGUCGGGGGCACCGGGUGCUCUACCAGGUCACAUGAUGACCCAGGUGGUCACCAACGUCGGCGGUAUGGUUCACCCAAUCACGACUGUCCCUGCUGGUACGGCGAGCACGUCAUCGCACCAUAUGGUCAGGGCGCCCCCACCCACGACAUCAGGCACAGGAACAUCACAGCCCAGUGCAACUAAUUCAGGCAACAUUCCUGUUGCUAAGGUCUAUCCCCGCCAGCAGCCCACUCCACAGGUCCCACCCGCCCAGAGGUUCCCCAUGCUCUCGGACCAAACGGGACCCGCCUAUAUCCAAAUGCACCGGAGCUCACCGGGUGUGACCACCAGUACCCCAUCCUCGACCCACCCUGCUACCAUCGCCACCACCGUACCGGUCACCCACACCACGCCUGCAGGGUCAACGGAGGUCAAGAUGGAGAGAUAUGCCCUCUCGUAUUAUUAUCAUCCAGAAUUAGGUUACCAGCAUGCUGUUGCUAUGCAACAGUAUCCAGGUCGUCAUGGUUACAAUCCAAUCAUUAGACCGCCAGUUGAUGGCCAACACAGAUUACCUCUUCACCCCGGCUCAUCCCUCAAUCAGAACAGUCCCGUUGCAGCAGCAUUGGCAGCCACGGCCCACGCAGCCAAUAUGGUCGGGGCCCCCGGAAGGCCGGGCCAGCUGACUAUGAUGGUGGGAGCGGACCACAGGCGGCCUAUUGGCUUGCAGGGUAAUACUACCCCGGGGGUGCCCAGCACUAGUGUGGGGGAAGGAUCAGCUGAUGGCAGCAGCAUUCCUUCAUUCUCAAUGUCUCAGGUUCCCCCAGGAACUCUAGGGUUGACCCAGGGUCAGAUGCCCACUUCCUCCUCCGCAGCCAAUCCAGGUGCUUCCCCCCGACCAAGUAUUCUCAGGAAAAGAAAUAACGAUGGUGCGACAAGUCGGAAACCUGUCAUGGCCAGUGCCAUCACAUCACAACCAGGGAGCCCAGGGGUCAAAGUUGAAAUCACAAGAAUACCUGUCACAAGUAAUUCACCAAAGCCAAGUGAUUCGCUACCCAGCAGUCAACACUCUGAAAACAGCAACGCAUCAGAGACAAGUACCGACACCGCUCCCCUUUCUACUGGCAGUGGUCCCAUCUCCACCGGGAGUGGUUCGAUCCGGAUCAAACAGGAAACAGACACCAAUGGCCUGGACCUGGUACCACUCGGGGGCUCUGCCUUGACGCAUGAGAACAGCAUUAGUAGUUUGGCGCCCUCAGUAGCUAGUACGGAGGAAGUUGGCCCAUCGCCGAGGAAGAAACCGCGGAAACAGCAGCAUAUUAUUGCCACUGACCAUCCCAUGAUGCUGGAUGACCAGUCAACGGACGAUGAGAAAGAGACGAAACAGAAAGUGCCUUUCAAGCUUCAUAAAAAAGAGAAGAAAGAGAAGAAAAACGCAGCAAAAGCAGCAGCAGCAGCGGCGGCAGCAGCAGCCAAUGCAGAAGCAGAGGCUAUGAAGGUUGUGCAGUUCUUCAAGAGACCAUGUCCAAGGUUGGUGGAUAGCUACAGACAAUCCUGGAAACCAGCUCAUAAUCAUUUUGAGAGAUACACUGAUGUCAAACCCAAGGAAGAGAAGAAAGUUGGUAUUCAUGAAAUUGCCAAUCAGCGAGGUAUUCUAAAGAAGACAGAUGGCUGGAAGAUACAUCACAUUGCCUACCAGUUUGAUGAUUUAAAUACGAUGGAGAAGGAUUGUUACGAUGAAAUGAAGUCAAUGAAAGAUGGGUUACUGGGGCUGAACAGCAAACUGAAAGAAUCAGAAACGGAUAAACUCUCAGAACUAGUACAGGGAUCAAUACAAAGGAGUCAAUAUGUGAUGGAAUACUUAGAGGAAGCCAAAGGAACAAUACUCAAGAUGCUGGACCACAAGACCAAGGUUGCUGGUAUCGUCAAGAAACACGCCAACAAGAGGCACGUCAAGAAGAAGCACAGUCCUUGAAAUCCGAUGUUGCGUAGUCUUCAAGAACUUUCGCACUCCACGGAGCAUCAUUAUUAUUUAUAGAUGGGGUCGGAGUCUAUUCAGGCCAGGAGAACGUUUCAUGAAAGGACUUGAUGGACGUUUUAUCUGACAAUUACCAUUGUAUCAGUGCUUCUCGUCCAAUCAAAAUCCAGGAAAGUUGUCAGAUCAGACAACUUGUUAGAUGACAGAGGGUGAUGGAGUGCUCCCUUGAUGGCUUGGACAAGGGUCAGUGCUGUCAAGUCGAGCAGGGAAUAGUAGAAACAGAUGUAACGUUGGAAGACGUACUGGCUAUUGCUGCAGUUAUUGAAUGCUGGCGAUCCCCUAAGAUAGAACAGCCGUUCCUGAUGAAAACCUACGCCUGAUGAACUCCUUGAGAGCGUUUCAUGAAAGGAUUUGAUGGAUGUUUUAACAGAAAAAGUUAACAUGGUGACAGUAAGAAACCUGUGCUUCUCAGCCAAUUGAAGCAAAGGGAACUUGUCAGAUCUGAUGAUGAACACUGCCCGGGGUUGGAUCUUUUGAACCUUUGUCCCACAAGAAUAAUCAUUUUCUCUAAAGAGAGUAAACUGUCAAGAAUAUGGCCCAUAUUCUGAACUCAGGUUUAAUAUAAACUCUGGUUUGAAGUUGGGUUUAACUAUGUAUAGCCAUUAUCACAUUAAUCCGAUACAUCCUAUACACUAGAAGUUGAUUUGUCAGCAAAUUUGGCGCUCGCUUCGUUCACAUCUCUCUCGGAAUAAUAUCUAAAGUAGUUUUCUUCACCGUUAAAGCAUAGGGAAGAUCCAAGUAAACACAAGACACGUUACAGUGUCGACAGAUUUUUUACUUUUUUAGCUUUCCAUAAUUUUAGCCCUGACUUAGACUGGGGGUUUUGUUAAACCAGAUUUUAGAAUAUGGGCCUAUGUGUCAAUGUACUCCCUGACCCAAGGCUAUUCAUUAUUUCCACAAAUCUUUAGAUGCAGCCUGUCUCCAUAUGGGGGCUAGAGUCACGGUAAUAAUGAAAGUCAGCACCUUGAGUCCUUAGCAUUGCCCACAUGUACGCUCCAUGAAUUGCUUUAUUCAUAUUAUUUAUCAGAAGCAAAGUUAAAGGCCACCGCACACCAUACGAUUGGACUGCAACCUGAUUUUCAAACAAAAUGUGUUAAAAUCCGAUGCAAAUAUUGAGACGUGGAACAUCUUUCUGUGUAAAGUGUUAAUCAUCGUACAAAUCAUGGAUGUUUGAAUCUGUGAUUUUGCUACCUUCUAAUUUGAAUAAAAGUGUAUUGAAUAUCUUGUCACAAUGACAUCAUAGCAAUCAUAUGUAUGACUGGCUUAGAUUUGAAACCAAUUUGGCCUUUUCUCCAAACUUAAGGGCUUGCAAUCAUCCAAACUUACAGUUAAUUUGAACCUGAAAUUAGACAGAUUCUUUUUGGUUCACAUUUUCAGAAAAUAAGCUAAAUGCAAUUUGUUCCAGAGUUGGGUCGUGGACCAGUGGUAAGGUGUGCGGCGUCCUGUAGAGUGAAAGUCUGUUUGAAGAACGCUAGGGUACCUUAUUGAUAUUGGCCCGUAUUCUGAAGUCAGGUUUAACUUAGACCAUGGUCUAACUCUGUACUAAAAUUAUGGGAAGCCAAAAGUGUCAAAAUUUUUAUUAAGUUGUAUGUUUCUUAUAUUUACUGUGCUCUUUCCUGAUUCUUCAAUGGUGAAGACAAUCAUCGAUUUAUACUUCCUAGACAAUUACGAAUGAUUUGAGAGCCAAAUGAGCCGGAAUAUGAUAUCUCUACUCUUAGUGAUUUAUGUAACAAUUGGCUAUCCAUACUUAAACCACAACUUUAAACCUGAGUUUAAGUUAAACCCGACUUCAGAAUACGGGCCAUUGAGUCACUGAAGACCUAUAGCUUAGAAGAUGUUAACAUGUUUGCAUGUUCUGAUCUGAAAUAGUAAUGCUUCGGCGAUUAUUUGGCUUACGGAAAGAUGACUUAUGCAAAGUCUUCUGUACAUGAAAAAUUAUUUUUUCUAGAGAGCCAGAUUGAGAGAUGAAUAUACGUGUUUAUGCAGCUUAAUUUCAACCAAUUAGUGUGCCCUUAUUUUUGACAAAGAUAAAUUUUUCAUGUUCUCACGAGGGAGCACUAUGCCACACUCAUUAUGGGUGACGUAUGGUGCAGCUGGCUUUCCAUAGAUUCAUUUGAAUUGAUCACACCUAAAAAAGAUAUGAUCAACUGUAUGUAGUAGUGGUGGUGGUGAUUCUUUAGGAAAGCACAGGGGUGUGAGAGUUCAGGUUUUUAUCUGAUUUCAGAUUUUUUUUGUUUUGAUUUUCAGCUUAAUUUCAGCUUAUUUUUGGCCUUCCUCUGUACAAAAAGUAUGGGAGCUCUUUCUAUUUCAGACUUUUUCAACACUCUUCAGCUUUUUUCAGAACUUUUUAUUUGUGACCACUCACACCCCUGAAAGCAUGAUUGUUAGGAAAGCAUGAAUGCUUGUAAGCAAUCUGCCUGAGGACCAAAGACUGACGUUCCUCUCCAAGGAACAUGGUAAUGAGGAUUGAUGCCUUAAGUUACCAAAGAGCACUAGCGAACCAAGUGGAAAUCAAACCUAUGGAUUUCAAAACCACCGCUCUACCAACUAAGCUAUAUGUGUGGCUGGCAAUUGAACUCUCUCAGUGGAGCUUUGUGGGCUCUGCUGCCGGUCGACAGUGACUUUGCUUUGAUUUUUUAUACACUGCAGAUUGCAUAAUAUUUCAAGGUGUUGUUCUUGAUGAUGAGAUUUGCUGUGUUCUCUUAAAGGCACAGGCUAGCAUUUCAAAGGUCUCGUUUUUAAAAAUACUGAAGUUUGAAACUGUUCAAAUAAUGAUGUCUCUCGUAGAAGAAGCAGAAAUAAAUCUACUUGUUUUUUCUUAUCAUGAGAUUAACUAAAGAGUAGUGCAUUUAAAAGUGAAAUCAUGAUCUUAAUUUGUUUCUCAGUUUUCUUCAAGAAUACAUUCCAUUGUCAGAAAAGAAUACAUCAUUUAAAAUAGGGUCUGGAUGUCCAAUGCACAAUAACUUCUCAUUUCAAUUGUGUCUGUACACAAAAAAAUUUGAAAAUUCAUAUUGGCGAAUUCCCGAAGGGCAAACUUAUAAAGGUGCUUGAUUGAUAUCUUCAAUAUCUUUUGAUAGAAAUUCUGAUGUCCCACAAUUGGCUCAUGUGUUCAAAAUAGCUACACAGCAAAACCUGUGGUGUUAACCGGUGUACAUAGAGGACCACACCAGUUAUUUUACACCGGUGUUGAAUUGGUGGUGUUAGUUUUACACCUAUAGGUGUCAAUACAACACCUUUGGUUGUUACAUUUACACGCUUUGGUGUUAUUUUUAAUCUCUAGGGUGUAAUUUUAACACCUCGGGGUGUGGUCCUCUAUUAACACCAACUGGUGUCAGUUUUAACACCGCAGUUUUUACAGUGCAGCUCUCCAGUAUUUUUGUAGUUUUCACGAUAGCGAUUUUCCUGUUACAGAGUCAACCACAUGUGGCAAUGUAAGGGGGGUUAAAAGCUGUGAAUGAUGGUAGCACGAUGAGAAAAUUUUAUUUAUUUCAAUUAUGAAUUUAUAAUGAGUUUUCUCCCUUGAUUCAAAAUUUUGUGAAUUUCCCUUUCUAUAUCUUGAACUGUUAUCAAUUCCAGCAAUGUGAAUGAUGACAUUGGAUGUUCACAUCUUUGCAAGUGAUGUCCUUUGUUCCUCAUAUUACAUAUACAGUGAAACCUGGUUUAGACCACCUAAGUCCUAGCACACACUACACAAUUCCUUGCGAUGCGAUAAUCAAAGAAAUUGUAAUCAUCAUUUGAUAUGAACAUUUCAAACCUAUAAACUCUGAACAAUCAAACUUCCAAAUAGUGGUAUGAAUACCAAAAUUGAAAUUCCAGCCAUUUCAACCUACGCUGGUAGAAAUAAAAGCUUAUUUCCAUUUGCAAUUUUGGAUUUUAUUCUGACCACAAGGCUUGGAGCAAAGCAGACUUCAGGUUUUGAUAUGUUUAUCAUUUUGCAGAACUCCAACUAUAAUGAUUUUGCUGCUUUCAUAUUUACUGCAAAAUUAAAGUUGUUCAAAAAUUUUGUCAUAUUCGAAUCAUGUAGUGGGCAGUGGGUUUAUAUCCAAGUCCUGUUGAGGAGAUUAAAGAUGUUAAACGUUGUGAUAUCUGAUCCACAAUGUCUUCACAAUAGCAAACCCUUAUCUUGCAUUUCUGUUGUAAGAAAGCCCAGGGCGAAUAUCUGUUCCACGUCAAGUACUGUAACUUAGGAAAGGGAAGAAAAAGCCAUAUUGAGGAGAAAGUAUGUAGGCCUAUACAAAGGCUUUAAUAUGAAUAAGAUAUGUAUACGAAGGAUGUAAUAGUGUGUUUAUGUUGUAAUAUAUUCUUGUUGUGUAAGGACCAGUACUGGUUCACUAUUAUUAUUAAUUUGUAUUAUACCUGUACAUAAAGAUGUCACAUACCUGUAGGAUUCAGUUUAAA
Messenger RNA from Lytechinus pictus (painted urchin), 8097 nucleotides. Its product is annotated as histone deacetylase complex subunit SAP130-A-like. Gene Ontology annotation, biological process: negative regulation of transcription by RNA polymerase II. The transcript has 18 exons. Lineage: Eukaryota; Metazoa; Echinodermata; Echinoidea; Temnopleuroida; Toxopneustidae. Gene Ontology annotation, cellular component: Sin3-type complex. Bases 142 to 3636 code for a protein of 1164 amino acids. The record is from RefSeq and is a predicted model, not a curated record.